AUGGCUUCACAGAAUCAGGUUUUUCUCCUUCUUGUCUUCAUCUCAUCUUUGGUCCACAUGAUCCUCGCUCUUCCUCCAAAUCAAUCAAACGAGAUCCCUUUUACUUGCUCUAAACAAUCUAAGCCAUGCAAUUCUAUACUCUAUCAAAACAAUGAUCUCUCUGCAAGUAAUAUAUCUUUGCUUUAUUCGGUGGAUACAUCACAUAUUAAAACCAUAGGUCAAGGAGACCACCUUAUAACUGUCCCGUGUUCUUGCCAAAAUGUGAACAACACAGUUGCAUACUUUUAUGAUACAACCUAUUUAAUAAAGCUAGAUGAUACAUUCCUGGAAGUUUCUAAUCAGUUUUAUAGUGGGCAAGCUUGGGAGAUUGGAAAUGAAGGUCGAAACUUUACAGCUGACACAAAUGCAACUAUGCAUUUAUUGUGUGCGUGUACAGAGGCAGAUACUCAAGUUAUGGUUACGUAUACAGUAGAGCAACAUGAUACACUUUCGGAUAUUGCUAGCCGACUUUCAGCUGAAGUGGAUGAGAUCGAGAGUGUUAAUAAUGGUUUGAUUAAGAAAGCGGGGUUCAUAGAGGCUGGUUGGGUCCUGUUUGUUCCUAUGUAUAAGAAUGGAGCUCCAUCACUAAAAUCAAAGAAAGCUUCGUCAGGAAAGGAUCACAAGUGGGCAAUUGUAUUUGGUGUACUCUUAGCAGUCGUUGCACUUCUAUUAUGUGUGUCAUUCAUAUUGUUCAUGAAGCGAAGAAGAUCCCAGCAACACGACAAUGAGAGCGUAAAAGCUGUAUCUAAAACUACGAGUUUUCGUAAAUCAGGUCCCAUGCAUACCCGAUACCUGAGUAAAGAAAAUAUAGAAGGUAUCACAGGUUUUGACACAGAAAGACCGUUAGUAUAUGAUCUUGAUGAGAUAGCUGAAGCCACAAAUAAUUUCGAUGAUAGCAGGAAAAUUGGAGAAGGUGGAUAUGGGAGUGUAUAUUUCGGUAUAUUAGGAGAAAAGGAGGUUGCCAUAAAGAAAAUGAGAUCCAACAAGUCAAAAGAAUUUUUAGCAGAACUCAAAGUUUUGUGCAAGAUUCAUCAUAUUAAUGUGGUGGAGUUAUUGGGAUUUGCCAGUGGAGAAGACCAUUUGUACUUGAUCUAUGAAUUCGUUUCAAAUGGAUCUUUAAGUGAGCAUCUUCAUGACCCUUUACUCAAAGGUCACCAGCCAUUAUCUUGGACUGCAAGAGCACAGAUCGCGUUGGAUGCUGCAAAGGGUAUCGAGUAUAUUCAUGAUCACACAAAGGAGCGGUAUGUACACCGUGAUAUAAAGACGACUAACAUACUACUUGAUAAAGGCCUACGUGCAAAGGUUGCAGAUUUUGGUUUGGCAAAGCUUGUUGGGAGGACAAAUGAUGAUGAUUUUAUAGCAACUCGCCUUGUUGGAACCCCAGGAUAUCUUCCUCCAGAGUCAGUCAAAGAAUUGCAUGUAACUACAAAAACCGAUGUUUUUGCAUUUGGAGUGGUUCUAGCGGAGCUUAUUACUGGAAAGCGUGCUCUUAUGCGUGACAAUCGUGAGACCAACAAGAUGAAAUCACUCAUAACAGUUAUAACCAAAGUAUUUGAAGAAGAAGAUCCGGAAGGUGCACUAGUAUCUGUUAGAGAUGGUAGCCUCAGGGACAGUUAUCCUAUUGACGAUCUUUAUAAGAUGGCUGAAGUUUCGUAUUGGUGUCUAAGUGAAGACCCAAAUAAUAGACCAGAAAUACGAGAAGUAGUGGAUUCUUUAGCUCGAAUUGUGAUGUCUUCCAUCGAAUGGGAAGCAUCAUUGGGAGGGAGUAGCCAAGUUUUUAGUGGUGUAUUCGAUGGGCGAUAAAAGAUCAUUUAACAUCAAUGACUGGAGUUACAGAAAUUACAUGGUCCCCAUGUCGAAAAAAGAAUCUGCUAAGAACUGAUAUUGUCAUUGAUUUUUCUUUCAUGUGCAUGAUAUGUAAGCCGUUUUUAGCUCAUAUGAUGCAAUGAAAAUGGUAACAGUUUUCUUUUUGCCAA
Molecule: messenger RNA, 2015 nt
Organism: Erigeron canadensis
Lineage: Eukaryota; Viridiplantae; Streptophyta; Magnoliopsida; Asterales; Asteraceae
Product: lysM domain receptor-like kinase 3
Exons: 10
Coding region: 1-1842 (613 amino acids)
Biological process (GO): innate immune response; protein phosphorylation
Molecular function (GO): transmembrane receptor protein kinase activity; ATP binding
Source: RefSeq, a predicted model, not a curated record